Messenger RNA from Brettanomyces nanus, 2610 nucleotides. RefSeq lists its product as uncharacterized. NCBI's taxonomy places the organism in Eukaryota, Fungi, Ascomycota, Pichiomycetes, Pichiales, Pichiaceae. The coding region runs from base 1 to 2610 and encodes 869 amino acids. The transcript has 2 exons. The record is from RefSeq and is a predicted model, not a curated record.
AUGCCAAUUCGCUCAAAACUAGAGACACGUCACGAAAAGGCCGAUGAGUACUUGGCUGAAUCGUGCCUUCAGAAGAAGACCAGCCAUCAGUCACAGAUACGGUCUUUGGAAAUGACACGUAUGGAACUAUUCUCUACUCUUGAGAGAUCAAGAUCUUUAAAAGAGAAGCUUGAUAAUUCUAGUGGUCUCAGUACUAAGAUUACUGAGAAGGUGCGACUCUUAGAUUCAGAGAAGACGAAGAUCCAGAAAAUCAAGGAUUACGUUGAACAUGUGAUCGUUUUGAAAACAGAAAUACAAAAGGCAGAUGAAUUCAUUAGACAUGAGCAAUGGAAAGAGGCUGCCACGUCUAUCAGCAUCAUUAGAAGUCUUCCUGGAGGACUUAUUCAUGACUCUUUCGUCCAGUCGGUAGUUCCAACUUCCGAUAUACCGGAAAUGCCCGAGGAAAUAGUAUCUGGAUGGAUUAAUAAACUCCGGGGUACGUUUCUUGGUGAAUUUAAUAGCUCUGCAAGUACUCGAAAUGUCGAAAGACUUACCUACUUCUUUCAAUUGUUUCCUCUCAUAGGUGAAGAGCAGCUUGGAAUGGACUGCUACUCAAAGUUUGUGUGCAGCAUUAUCAGCGAGCAGUCACGUGCCAUUCUUCGUAAUCUACCACAGGCUCCAGAGGAAUCCAAUUUCUAUGCCAGUAUCCUCUUCCAAUUGUACCAGACUGUAGCCAGUAUCGUCAAUCAACACUCCCGAGUCAUUAGAAAGUACUAUGGGGACAGUGUAAUGCCACAGAUAUUGACACAGAUCCAAUCAGAAUGCGAUUUGCAGAGUGGUUUGACAUUCGAUACUUUUUGGGAGUCCAAGAGAAUUGACGAGGUGGUCUCCAGAGUUCAACAGUAUGCAUAUCCUGUGUUGGUGAAUCUCAUAUACAAUGGUGGCGCUUCCGCUGACGAUUCUAUGGAUACCAUCAACGAUUCUAGGCCCUCAAUCGAUCUAAACGCUCUGGGUGAGGAUACCAUUCAGAGUACUCCUUCGUUGGCAGAGAUAGGGGCCUAUACAGACGAGAUCUCCGCUAUGAUGAACUACUGGGCCAUGUAUUGUAAAUUUUAUGUGGUGACAUGGAAUGAAUCUUCUUCCCGAAAAGACGCUGCUCAGAGUAUCUAUCCUAAACCGCUACUACUGUCAUCAUUUAUGGAUAAGAUCAAUAACCACGUGACGACAAAAUUCGAUGUUCUGAGCACUUUUGCAGUCCGUAGAACAAUUGAAAAGGCAUGCCAAUUAGAACAGGUACCUUCUUUUGUUCCACAACUUGCACAGUGCGCAAAGUACCUAUCUGAGAUGGAGAAAAACCAUCGAAAUUCAUCUAAUAAGUCACUACAUUCACUUUUACCGGAAGAAGCACCUGUUUCUUCCCUGAUAGAUGAUGUAACAAUGGCAUUGAAUGUAAUAUUGUCAGAAGCAUUAUCUACAGGACAGUUUAUUUGCAUCAAGGCGCUGAUUUCCAACGUCAAACGGAUAUUGGAGAACGAUUUUAUGAAUAUCAUGAACCAGAAGUUUAGUAGAGUGAGUCUACGAGCCAAUUCCACUUUAUUGACUCGACGGGCACUUGAAAAUGUACGGGAGUACAUCGAUAGGGAGAACAUCAGGGCAGGAGGUGGCAAAACGAUGCUUAGAAGAGGCACAGGUAAAAGUAAAACGGCCAACGACUCUGCCAUAGCAGCGUCUCGAGGAAGUUUGUUGGUAAAGAGUAUCAAUGCGGCAAUUAGUAUGGCCAACGAGGAAGGUGUUGGCAGUGAUAGUGGCGACGAUAAGGCUCUAGUAAACUUUAUUAUUGUACUCAACUCCGUGUCCACGUUUGGGCAGUAUUUGGGAAAGCUUUCCGAACAUCUUAUAGAGCAUUUAGAGGAGGAAAACUUACUGAUUCUGGACGAUCAAGAAUAUAAACGGGUCUUCAAAGAGUUGGAAGUGGAAGGAAGUAAUUCUUCAUUGAUCGUGAACUUGAAGAGUUCUAAAGGUACCCCAGAAAAGCCGUCCGUCCAGGAUCGGAUUGAAACUAUAGUGAGCUCGCUAAGCUCGAGCUUUACGGAGAAGGCAGAUGCAUUGAUCGACUCUCAAAUUGGAGUUCUCUUCAAUCAGGUUCUGAGAUCAAGACUAAUAAAUAUGAUCAACGAAACCUUUCAAGAGGAAUCAUACUUGGUUUCUUCUGAGAUGCUGUCUGCAAACAUGAACGAUAUUUCUGAGGCGAUCAUCCAGUUCAUUCAGGACUGGAACCGGCUCUCAAUACCGUAUUUGACGACGAUGACCAAACAGAACUUCAAUAUACUAAUCAAAAAGCUUAUCUCGUUUAUUGCUGCUCACUUAGAAUCGAAGAUUUGGGCCAUGGACAAGAAGUGUAAUGAAUUAGGAUCCGCAAACCUCGAGAAAGACGUGUCUGUGCUUAUAAGUGAGAUUACUAAGUAUAAUUAUAGUCUACGUGACGACUUUGUGAGGGUGACUCAGAUUAUCAUGCUUCUGGGUCUAGACGAUGAUGAGGAGACCGAAGACUUGAAGGAUCUCGACUGGGCGCUCAGUCCCAACGAAAGAAGUCGUGCCAGAGAUCUCAGAGUGGAUAGAAAAGUACUAUAG